UUUUUUUUGCUAUGUAAUCCUGUUAUCUACUUGGAUAUAAAUAUUAAUGACUCUCACUCAAGUUUGUCUGAGAUGGUUUCUUCAAACAAGAUAGACAGAGUAUCAUCAAAACCAACUCAUCCAACCUAAGACUUGCUGAGUAGCAACAACAUUUUUAGGCAACAUUACAUGGAAAACCAGAAGAAUUUGCCAGAUUCUCGUGUUUUCGACCUUGUGGCUGAUAUAAAUGUGAUGGAUUUUUCUUACAGGGAAAAUCACCAGUUUUCUAACACAGUGAUGACUCCAACACCAAACGUGAGCCUGUGUGACAGAUUCUAUGACUAUGCAUCAUUUGGAGAUGGAGAACUCUCAUUCCAUGGAGACGUCUCUUCCAUGACCAGAUUUGCGGAUGAGGAGACAGAAUAUGAAGAAGAUUUGAAAUUAUGCUCUCCACUUGGGAGACCUAAACGCAAAAGAGUGAUUAACUAUGUGCAACGUCAAGCUGCCAACAUCAGAGAGAGAAAAAGGAUGUUUAACCUCAAUGAAGCCUUCGACUUGCUUCGCAAGAAGGUACCAACUUUUGCUUAUGAAAAAAGGCUUUCCAGAAUUGAAACUUUACGUCUUGCAAUAGUUUAUAUUUCCUUCAUGACUGAACUUCUUAAUACCCCUGAGAAGCAAAAAUAGGACAUGUAAAUAGUAGGACUAAAUUCUCCAUUUGGCUUUUUUUUCAAUUAAGUUCAUUUACAUUUUGCAUGUGGAAGAAACAGGGAAUUUCUCAAUCAUGUAAUCUGUUUUUGUG
Messenger RNA from Spea bombifrons (plains spadefoot toad), 778 nucleotides. RefSeq names its product Fer3 like bHLH transcription factor (gene FERD3L). Gene Ontology annotation, biological process: developmental process; regulation of transcription by RNA polymerase II. The transcript has a single exon. The record is from RefSeq and is a predicted model, not a curated record. Bases 169 to 663 code for a protein of 164 amino acids. Lineage: Eukaryota; Metazoa; Chordata; Amphibia; Anura; Pelobatidae. Gene Ontology annotation, molecular function: DNA-binding transcription factor activity, RNA polymerase II-specific; protein dimerization activity; RNA polymerase II transcription regulatory region sequence-specific DNA binding.